CUAGUUACUGCCUGAGAGCCUGUAGAUUUAGACUCUGUUUGCUUGAAUUCUGAGGUAAUAUAUUUCUUCUGGAUUUCUCUCCCCAUUGCUUUGGCAGUGGUGAGAUACCACGUUGAUGUGUACACUGGGCAGGUGAGACAAGAGGCGACAGAGUCUGAAGUCUCCCUCUGUCUCUACGGGGAAAGGGGAGACUCUGGCCUUCGACUGCUCCACAGAUCCAACAUGCCUGUGCGCUUUCAGAGAGGACAGGUCGAGGCUUUUCAAAUAGAAGCAGUGUCUCUUGGAAACCUGAAGAGGGUGCUGUUGCGCUGCGAGGCCAGCGACACAUCCCAGGGCUUGUACUGUGAGAAGAUCGUCGUCCAAGAGACCGGCACAGUGUCAGAAUCCGUCUUCACCUGUGAAAGAUGGAUUCCCUUUAUGUCCCAAGGCUUAAGACAUUCAGAAAUUGAACUUUAUUGUCAAGAUGAGGAUUAAGGCAACUGGCAGUAGAAGAAGAUCAAGAUGCUUUUGUUACAACUGGACAUCAUGGAAGAUGACCUCCCAAUUAUCCCAGAAUGUCCCAGUUGCUAAUACUAUAUGGAUAGCUAUUUCUUGCAGAGGAAAUACAAAUACAUGGAAGCAUGUCUUAGAGAUGUUUUAUGCACCCCAUAU
Molecule: messenger RNA, 651 nt
Organism: Microtus ochrogaster (prairie vole)
Lineage: Eukaryota; Metazoa; Chordata; Mammalia; Rodentia; Cricetidae
Gene: Rp1
Product: RP1 axonemal microtubule associated
Biological process (GO): intracellular signal transduction
Molecular function (GO): protein binding
Source: RefSeq, a predicted model, not a curated record